This is a messenger RNA of Glycine soja, 1304 nucleotides long. Its product is annotated as lipid phosphate phosphatase epsilon 1, chloroplastic-like. Gene Ontology annotation, molecular function: dolichyldiphosphatase activity. Gene Ontology annotation, biological process: protein N-linked glycosylation; lipid biosynthetic process. NCBI's taxonomy places the organism in Eukaryota, Viridiplantae, Streptophyta, Magnoliopsida, Fabales, Fabaceae. The transcript is spliced from 4 exons. The record is from RefSeq and is a predicted model, not a curated record. Bases 286 to 1146 code for a protein of 286 amino acids. Gene Ontology annotation, cellular component: intracellular membrane-bounded organelle; endoplasmic reticulum membrane.
AAAAAAACUGCUGGGUUAAACAAGUUUGACUACCUUAAAUAGAUGUACCUCAACGAAUUAGUUCCAGAGAUACCCGGUUAAACCAGAUGUAUAUAAUCUGAUUGGAAAGAAAAAACUUUUUCGUUUUAUUUAAGGAAAAUUUUCUGUCCUUAGAGUUUUGGAAUUGUGGACACAGAAUGAACUCGUUUUUUGAACUUUCCGUGGAGUAUCUUCCUUCAUAGAUAAUAAAUAGCAGUUAAGAAUCUCUCGUUUUAGUCAUGGACUAUUGGAGCGCCACCCUCUCACAUGGCGGCAGCAACCACAAUUUGCUACGGUCCCUCUUCUAUUGUUCUAGGGUCAAAUUUACUUAAACGAAGACACUUGAAAAACACUUCGUUUGCUGAUCGUUUUUCUCCUUCAAGAUCAUUACUUUGUAGCGGAUUUGUUCCAAGGAAGCCUGCUUUGGGAAGAAACUCUUUCUGGGUAUCAAAAAUCAUGGAUGAAUCCGUGGGAACUUCUGCUUUCAGAGAUGCAAAGGGGGAUGAAACGAUCCAAGUGUUUGAACAAGAAGCUUUCAUCGAUGGCUCAUCACCGUUUCGGUUCAAGUUUUUGUCCCCUGAGGUGGAAUACAAGCUCAAUCGACUGAGCAAAUGGAUAGUAACUGCCCUCUUUGGCAGUUUCAUUCUUUGGAGGCAUGAUGCAGAAGCCUUAUGGUUUACAGCAGGGUCUGUUUUGAAUGCUAUGCUUUCUGUUUUGCUCAAACGUAUACUGAAUCAGGAACGACCUUCAACCCUGAAAUCUGACCCUGGGAUGCCAUCGUCACAUGCACAAUCAAUAUUCUUUACUGUCUUCUUUGUUAUUUUGUCAGGUGUAGAAUGGCUUGGGCUAAAUGGAUUCACCAUUGCCAUCAGUGGAUUGGUCCUAACCUUUGGUUCUUUUUUGUCGUACCUGAGGGUGGUGCAACAGCUUCAUACGGUGAGCCAAGUGGUUGUUGGAGCUGCUAUUGGGUCCAUUUCCUCUAUUUUAUGGUACUGGCUAUGGAACGGUUAUAUGAUGGAUGCAUUUGUAUCUUCUCUGUGGGUUAGAAUCAUUGUUGUUUUGGGGUCUGCGGGACUUUGCAUAGGUUUUGUUUUAUUUGUGAUUCGUCAUUGGCUUCAAGACGACUAGAACUUCAAGACGUGUACAACAUUGCAAUAAUGGCACAUCUCAUUUUGUUUCUUUCAAGGUUGAAGUCUUUAUGUUGCCUAGUAAUCAAAUGAAAAUUGUUUAGGACAAUGCUGCCUGAAGUAAUGAUAAUUUGAAUCCGACAUCAAAUUAGAUGCUUC